GUUGGAUUCCUUUUCUAAUCCCACCUCCUACACUCUACGCCGUUAAAUGCGUAAACAAUACGCACCUCUCUCCUGGUCUCCUAGUCAGCUUUUUUACUGCUUUUUCCACAAUACCAAACAAAACACCACAGUGCUUAUCGAUACCCCAAUUGCCAAACAACAAACAAUUACUCUGUCUCGUGAUUCAAAAACCUCUCAUAAAUCCUCUUUCUAUGUAUUUCUCUGUUUCCCCUUCUUCUCCAUUACCUGUCCUUUCCUUUCUCGGUUAUCACCAUCGCUCUCUUACCGUAAUAAAAAAAUAAUAAAUUCCAAAACAAAGUAAAAAUAUCUCAAAAACAAACAGAAAAAAAAAAAAAAUUGAAAAAUGCAUGCCAAGACAGAUUCUGAAGGAACCAGCCUUGAUACCUCAUGGCCGCCACGGUCACCUCGCCGGCCGGUCUACUACGUGCAAAGUCCGUCGAACCACGACGUGGAGAAGAUGUCAUAUGGGUCAAGCCCUAAUGGGUCACCGGCUCACCAUUACUAUCAUUGUUCACCUAUUCAUCACUCUCGAGAGUCUUCUACUUCUCGGUUCUCUGCUUCUCUGAAAAACCCUAGAAGUCUUUCUGCUUGGAAGCAUGUACAGAUUGAUCAACGUAAUGAUGAUGAUGAUGACGAUGACGAAAUUGACGGUGAUGAUUAUGGCUCUGGUCGUAAUGUGAGAUUGUUUGCUUGUGGAUUUUUGUUCUUUGUCUUGCUCUUUUCCAUGUUCUGCUUGAUUCUGUGGGGAGCCAGUAAGGCCUACAAGCCUCAAAUACUUGUUAAGAACAUGGUGUUCGAGAACAUUAAUGUACAAGCCGGGAAUGACCAGACAGGAGUGCCAACAGAUAUGCUGUCGUUGAAUUCAACGGUGAGGAUUCACUACAGAAAUCCCGCCACAUUUUUCGCCGUCCACGUCACCUCAACCCCGCUGGAGCUUCACUACUACCAGCUCAAAGUCGCCUCAGGACAGAUGAAGAAGUUUACUCAAUCGAGGAAGAGCGAGAGGAAAGUGAUAACAAUAGUGCAUGCUUCCCAAAUUCCCCUAUAUGGUGGAGUACCUGUUUUUGGUAAUGCGGAAGAGCACAUUGAAAGAGUAGCUGUGCCUCUUAACCUAACAUUUGUCGUAAGAUCAAGGGCUUACAUUUUGGGAAGAUUGGUUAAAUCCAAGUUCUAUAAUCGUAUCAGAUGUCCACUUACUCUACGUGGAAACAAACUUGGCAAACCCCUUAAUUUGACAGCUUCAUGUGUUUACAAUUGAAUUAUCUACAUCUUCUGGUUAGCACCUCGUUUUUGCUGUUAUAAUUUUUGCCCAUUUCAUCUAACUCCUGCCAUAUGCUAAGGUUCACCUUAUAACAUUUAUGUAGAUGGAUGCAUAGUAUUAUCUAUUACUGCUUAUUUGCAAUGUAAAUUCUUUGCCUUCUUAGCUAGUUUUGCGUAGGGAAUGGCAGCAGAUUGGAUAUCUUUUGGGUAUCCGAUCCAGCAUUACUGGUCUGAGACAAGUUUGAUAGUAUUUUUAUUACUCUUGAUGGGUUCGAAUUGGGUUUACAAAUGAAUUAUGAUAUCCAUUGAUGUAGCAGAUUCAUUACUGCUCAUUUGCAAUGCAUUUAAACUAUUAUUACUGUUAA
Molecule: messenger RNA, 1646 nt
Organism: Jatropha curcas
Lineage: Eukaryota; Viridiplantae; Streptophyta; Magnoliopsida; Malpighiales; Euphorbiaceae
Source: RefSeq, a predicted model, not a curated record